AGUUAAUAAAAAAUAUUACGGAGUACUGAUUAAUCUAAAGUUCCUUCAUCAUAAGCUACUCUCCUAUUUAUGUUUAUUUUUGAAAAAAUGGUUAACUGAAUAGUAUAAGAAGGUUAAAUUGGAAAAGACUAUUAAAUGUGAAUAUAUUUCAAAGUUGGACAUAUUAUAAAACAGAACAAUGGAACUAGGUCAACCUAGAUAGGUAAAUAGAAGCACAGACAAGUAGGAAGCAGAUGGAGUACUAUCAAUCUGGUGGUGGUGCUAAGCAGGGGAAUGUAAAAGGCCCAUUAUGAAAUACUCCGUACAAUAUCUAGUUCUACAAGAGUACAAAAGAUACAGUAUUUAGUUUUACACUUUUACUAUAUGUUGCCCAGGCAUAUGAAGCUCAGGAGAGAGCCAAACAACAAGCAACACUCGAAAAAAUAACUUUACCCCAGAAUGCCAGUCACGGAAUUGUUCGCUCCUACUUGCAACAUUAUGGCUACGAAGACACCCUUCAAAUGUUUGAUAUUGCAAGUAAAAGCACUAUUCCACCUAUCUCAUUUGUACAAGAAAAUGGUCCUGAGGAGGAUAGCAUGUAUGCAUUAAACCAUAGGAAGAUUCUUCGCCAGCUAAUUAGAAGUGGACAGAUAGAUGAUGCUUUUCGUAAACUUCAAGAUUGGUACCCUAGUCUUGUUCAGGAUGGUUCAUCAGCUAUUUGCUUUCUGCUUCACUGUCAAAAGUUUAUUGAGUUAGCACGGGCUGGGAAGCUGGAAGAAGCUGUAAAUCAUGGCAGAAGUAAAUUUCACAAAUUUAUUAGAUUUACAGAAUUUGAGGACUUAGUUAAGGAUUGUGCUACUUUGCUGGCAUUCGAGCAACCGUUGAAGUGCCCGGCCGGAUACCUACUAGGAGACACGCAGAGAGAGAUUGUGGCAGAUGCAGUAAACGCUGUGAUCUUAUCUCAAAACCCUAAGGCUACUACUGACCAAAGAGCUUGCUUGCACUCAUGUCUAGAAAGGCUUCUCAGGCAAUUAACGGCUUGCUUCCUCGAGAGACGUGCCAUGAAUGGGGAUCAAGGUGAAGGCUUCCAUUUACGCCGCAUUCUUUACACCAAUGGUAAGGAGGUUUAAAAGCUUCUAUGCAGGGUCAAAUAUUAGAUUGUUUAAACCAGUUUAGUUUCAGGUUUUCUUGAUCAGAACUACAGGUGUACAGUUUCUUUUUCUUUUCAUUUUUAUGGUGGGGGAUUAUACUGUGUGUGACAUUAUAAGAAUGUACUCUAACUUUUGAAUUGAUUUUAGCUCAUUUCGUGCCUUGCGCUGUGUUUU
Cuscuta campestris is the source of this 1304-nucleotide messenger RNA. The record is from the annotation of a GenBank genome assembly. Lineage: Eukaryota; Viridiplantae; Streptophyta; Magnoliopsida; Solanales; Convolvulaceae.